Messenger RNA from Aethalodelphis obliquidens (Pacific white-sided dolphin), 2840 nucleotides. It is a transcript of the gene SLC8A3, whose product is annotated as solute carrier family 8 member A3. Gene Ontology annotation, cellular component: postsynapse; axon; sarcolemma. NCBI's taxonomy places the organism in Eukaryota, Metazoa, Chordata, Mammalia, Artiodactyla, Delphinidae. Bases 63 to 2840 code for a protein of 925 amino acids. Gene Ontology annotation, molecular function: calcium:sodium antiporter activity. The record is from RefSeq and is a predicted model, not a curated record. The transcript has 7 exons. Gene Ontology annotation, biological process: sodium ion transmembrane transport; cell communication; calcium ion import across plasma membrane.
GUCUCUGGACUGUCAGGUGGACCAUUGGUGCUGCAGUGGAAGCCAGCAGCUAAGUCUUGUGUAUGGCGUGGUUAAGGUUGCAGCCUCUUACCUCUGCCUUCCUCCAUUUUGGGCUGAUUACCUUUGUGCUCUUCCUGAAUGGUCUUCGGGCAGAAGCUGGUGGCUCAGGGGAUGUGCCCAGCACAGGGCAGAACAAUGAGUCCUGUACAGGGUCAUCGGACUGCAAGGAGGGUGUCAUCCUGCCAAUCUGGUACCCGGAGAACCCUUCCCUUGGAGACAAGAUUGCCAGGGUCAUUGUCUAUUUUGUGGCCCUGAUAUACAUGUUUCUCGGGGUGUCCAUCAUUGCUGAUCGCUUCAUGGCAUCUAUUGAAGUCAUCACUUCUCAAGAGAGAGAGGUGACUAUCAAAAAGCCCAAUGGAGAGACCAGCACAACCACGAUUAGGGUCUGGAACGAAACUGUCUCCAAUCUGACCCUUAUGGCCCUGGGUUCCUCUGCUCCUGAGAUCCUCCUCUCUUUAAUUGAGGUGUGUGGUCAUGGGUUCAUUGCUGGUGAUCUGGGACCUUCUACCAUUGUAGGCAGCGCAGCCUUCAACAUGUUCAUUAUCAUUGGUAUCUGCGUCUACGUGAUCCCCGAUGGAGAGACUCGCAAGAUAAAGCACCUCCGAGUCUUUUUUGUCACUGCUGCUUGGAGCAUCUUUGCCUACAUCUGGCUCUAUAUGAUCCUGGCCGUCUUCUCUCCUGGUGUGGUCCAGGUUUGGGAAGGCCUCCUCACUCUCUUCUUCUUUCCAGUGUGUGUCCUUCUGGCCUGGGUGGCAGAUAGGCGACUGCUCUUCUACAAAUACAUGCACAAAAAGUACCGCACAGAUAAACACCGAGGAAUCAUCAUAGAGACAGAGGGUGGCCACCCCAAGGGCAUCGAGAUGGAUGGGAAAAUGAUGAAUUCCCACUUCCUAGAUGGGCAUCUGGUGCCCCUGGAAGGGAAGGAAGUGGAUGAGUCCCGCAGGGAGAUGAUCCGGAUUCUCAAGGAUCUGAAGCAAAAACACCCGGAGAAGGACUUAGAUCAGCUAGUAGAGAUGGCCAAUUACUAUGCUCUCUCCCAUCAACAGAAGAGCCGCGCCUUCUACCGGAUCCAGGCCACCCGUAUGAUGACUGGCGCAGGCAAUAUCCUGAAGAAGCACGCAGCAGAACAAGCCAAAAAGGCCUCUAGCAUGAGCGAGGUGCACACUGAUGAGCCGGAGGACUUUGUCUCCAAGGUCUUCUUUGACCCGUGCUCUUACCAGUGCCUGGAGAACUGCGGGGCUGUGCUCCUGACAGUGGUGAGGAAAGGGGGGGACAUGUCCAAGACCCUGUAUGUGGACUACAAAACAGAGGAUGGUUCUGCCAAUGCGGGGGCUGACUAUGAGUUCACAGAGGGCACUGUGGUUCUGAAACCAGGAGAGACCCAGAAGGAAUUCUCUGUGGGCAUCAUCGAUGAUGACAUUUUUGAGGAGGAUGAACACUUCUUUGUGAGGUUGAGCAACGUUCGCAUAGAGGAGGAGCAGCCAGGGGAGGGGAUGCCUCCCAGAGUACUCAAUAGUCUUCCCUUGCCUCGGGCUGUCCUGGUGUCCCCUUGUGUGGCCACAGUCACCAUCUUGGAUGAUGAUCAUGCGGGUAUCUUCACUUUUGAAUGUGACACUGUUCAUGUCAGUGAAAGUAUUGGUAUCAUGGAGGUCAAGGUUCUGCGGACAUCAGGUGCCCGGGGCACAGUCAUCGUACCCUUUAGGACAGUAGAAGGGGCCGCCAAGGGUGGUGGUGAGGAUUUUGAAGACACACAUGGGGAGAUGGAGUUCAAGAAUGAUGAAACUGUCAAAAUAAUUCACAUCAAGGUAAUUGAUCAUGAGGCGCAUGAGAAAAACAAGAAUUACUUCAUUGAGAUGAUGGGCCCCCACAUGGUGGAUAUGAGUUUUCAGAAAGCGCUCCUGUUGUCUCCAGACAGGAAGCUGACUGUGGAGGAAGAGGAAGCCAAGAGGAUAGCAGAAAUGGGAAAGCCAAUAUUGGGUGAACACCCCAAACUAGAGGUCAUCAUUGAAGAGUCCUAUGAAUUCAAGACUACCGUGGACAAGCUGAUCAGGAAGACAAACCUGGCCUUGGUUGUGGGGACCCAUUCCUGGAGGGACCAGUUCAUGGAGGCCAUCACUGUCAGUGCAGCAGGGGACGAAGAUGAGGAUGAGUCAGGUGAGGAGAGGCUGCCCUCCUGCUUUGACUACGUCAUGCACUUCCUGACGGUCUUCUGGAAGGUGCUUUUUGCCUGCGUGCCCCCCACAGAGUACUGCCACGGCUGGGCCUGCUUUGUCGUCUCCAUUCUCAUCAUCGGCAUGCUCACAGCCAUCAUCGGGGACCUGGCCUCCCACUUCGGCUGCACCAUUGGCCUCAAGGACUCGGUCACAGCUGUUGUCUUUGUGGCGUUCGGCACCUCUGUGCCAGAUACGUUUGCCAGCAAAGCAGCCGCCGUCCAGGACGUGUACGCAGAUGCCUCCAUUGGCAAUGUCACGGGCAGCAACGCCGUCAACGUCUUCCUGGGCAUCGGCCUGGCCUGGUCCGUGGCCGCCAUCUACUGGGCCCUGCAGGGACAGGAGUUCCACGUGUCCGCGGGCACGCUGGCCUUCUCUGUCACCCUCUUCACCAUCUUCGCGUUUGUGUGCGUCAGCGUGCUCCUGUACCGCCGGCGGCCCCACCUGGGCGGGGAGCUGGGCGGCCCUCGUGGCUGCAAGCUGGCCACGACUUCGCUGUUUGUGAGCCUGUGGCUUCUCUACAUACUCUUCGCCACGCUGGAGGCCUACUGCUACAUCAAGGGGUUCUGA